GUGAAUUGAUAUUCAAAAUGGCGGAUGGAGCGUCCAAAGAUGAAAAGCCCGACACUUCCAUAAUGAAGAUAUUAAAACACCUACAUCCAGUAACGUUUUAAUCAGUGAAGCAACGUAACCCACAUUCAGUUACCACUUGAUGAAUUUGAUUCGGAUUCUGAAACCAGAAUCUAAAAUGAGCAAUCCGUCAGAAUCUAUCAAGCCUUCCGUGGAUGGCAAUGAAGGGAGCACAGGUGCGCAAACGAAUGGACUGGACUUCCAACGGCAGUCCAUUCCAACAGGAGGGCCAAUUACAACAGCUCAGGCCUUACUAGGACAACUACAGCAGGUUAACUACAUGUCAGAUGUGAUGAACAGAUACUUUUAUGUGCAACUUCCUGGAACAACUUUGCAACCAACUCCUUCACAAACAUUAAAUUUACAGGUAAAAAGUGAGGAAUCGGGGGAUUCUUCGUCCCAGCAGACAACAACUCAGCCUUCACUGCAGCCAUCUUUACAGACCACCCUACCACAGACACAGCUUAUGCUUGCUGGAGGGCAGAUCACUGGGUUAACAUUGACAACAGCACAGCAGCAGUUGUUAAUCCAGCAAGCACAGGCCCAGCUACUGGCUGCUGCAGUCCAACACUCAGCAAAUCAGCAGCAUAAUGCCACAGGAGCAACUAUCUCUGCCACAACAGCAACUCCUAUGGCACAAAUACCCAUCACUCAACCAAUCCAAAUACAAGAUCUGCAACAAUUACAGCAGUUACAGCAACAGAACUUGAAUCUGCAGCAGUUUGUUCUGGUGCAACCGGGUCAUCCAAUCACCACCAACUUGCAACCAACGCAGUUCAUCAUCUCACAAACUCCACAGGGACAGCAAGGUCUCGUACAAGCCCAGAACCUUCUACAACAACUACCUCAGCAAAGCCAAGCCAACCUCCUGCAGUCUCAGCCAAGCAUCACCUUCAGCACGCAGCCAGCAACACCAACACGCACAACUAUAUCAACGGCUCCUAUCCAAUCGGUACAGCAGAGCCAGUCGACACCAAAGCGCGUAGAUACUCCUAACAUAGAGGAACCAAGUGACCUUGAGGAACUUGAGCAGUUUGCCAAGACAUUUAAGCAGAGACGUAUCAAACUUGGGUUCACUCAGGGCGAUGUAGGACUUGCCAUGGGAAAACUCUAUGGAAAUGAUUUCAGCCAAACUACAAUCUCUCGUUUUGAAGCCUUGAACCUCAGCUUUAAGAACAUGUGCAAGCUCAAACCAUUGCUUGAAAAGUGGUUGAAUGAUGCAGAAAAUUUGUCAGUGGACUCUACACUGUCAAACCCCAGUUCCCUGGCUUCUCCAGGUCUGGGAAUCGAAGGGCUGAGCCGCAGGAGAAAGAAACGCACCAGCAUAGAGACCAAUGUUCGAGUGGCCUUAGAAAAGAGUUUCCUGGAGAACCAAAAGCCUACCUCGGAGGAGAUCAUGAUGAUUGCUGAUCAGCUGCAGAUGGAAAAGGAAGUGAUCAGAGUCUGGUUCUGUAACAGACGCCAGAAGGAGAAACGGAUAAAUCCUCCCAGCAGUAACAGUGGCUCUACCACUACCACCAAAACAAACUUUAACAAUCCCACCUCCAUGGUUAGCACUAGUAACCUUGUGACAAGUAGUACACCAACUACUCGGGCUGUAAAUGCAAUGCAGAUGCCUGUGUCCAGUGCCGGUGUAACAAGCUUCAGCAUUUCAGGUACAACUGCAUCAGUGACAGCUUCAACAAAUGUGGCAUCUGUAAUCACUGGCUUAUCUUCUGCAGUUUCCACAUCAACAGUUACUUCUCCAGCUCUAACCCCUUCACCAUCAGCGUCUAUUUCAGUUACUGAGUCGUCCAGCAGCAGUGAUACAAGUACCACACAGACAACCUCAACUGGCUUAGUAAAUCCUUUGUGCACAAGCCAAAUCAUGGUGUCAGCUUCUGGACUGCAGACAGCUGGCACUGCGCUACAAGCAGGAGCUGCACAGGUACCCACUGGUGCUGGGCUUGCUACCAAUCCAAGCCUAGCAGCCAUGGCUGCUGCUGCAGGACUAACUAAUCCUGGCCUCAUGUCAGCCCCUCAGUUUGCAGCUGGAGGUGCCUUACUCAGUCUGAAUCCAGGGAGUCUUGGUGGUGCUCUUGGUCCAGCAUUGAUGAGUAAUAGCACACUGGCAACUAUUCAAGCGCUUGCAUCCAGUGGGACACUUCCUAUAACAUCCCUUGAUGCCAGUGGAAAUCUGUUGUUUGCAAAUGCAGCGAAUGCAGGGGCUACUCCAAACAUCGUUACAGCCCCUCUUAUUUUGAACCCACAAAACCUAUCCUUACUCACCAGCAACCCAGCCGUAAGCCUGAUAUCUGCUGCCGGGACAACUGGACAUGCACCCAGUCUUCAGAUGGCUUCUAUGUCAGCUGAUUCCAGCCAGAACUCUUCAUUCACUGUGACCUCGGCAGGCGGGGCUACCAGUACCACCAAGGCUCAAUGAAACACAAUCCCUGGAGUGGAUCAUUUCAUCCAGUAAUGGGAUGUUUAGUCAGCUGCUUCCUGCAAAAGCAAAACUGAUGUUUGCCUAAAUUUUUUAACUUGCUUGUUUUUCAGGAUUGUGUCACCAAUGACAAAAAAAAGACUUUUACCAAAAAGGAAACACGUGAAUAUUUAUCGUUUCAGACGGUCGUAACAAUAUAGGAGUCAUUAACAAUGCAUAGGCAAGGGUUCUGUCUCCUCUUGGUAUCUAUUUUAUUAGUUCUUUUUAAUUGUGUGUUUAUUUUAAUUAGGUCUGUUGUACAGGCCUCUUUGUUUCAUAAAGGUGUUUAUAUCAUGUAUAAAUAGCAUGGGUUUCUUUAACUGGUACAGUUUAGGCAGGCCUGUACUUGGGAUGCUUGUGCAUCUUUUUUCCUUGUGUAUACUGUUAAAAGAAUUACGUUAAGUUUUUUUAUUUUGUUGUUCAACUAAUGUCUUUUGAAAUGGUUUUCUUUCUUAAAAAAAGUUGUUCCUUGUCGGGUACACUGUAGAUUUAUGCACCGUUUGUAUAAAGUGGUUUACUGUUGGUUAUUUUUGUAGGAAAGAUUCAAAGAUAGAUGCAUUGAGACAAAAGUUCAUGAACUGGUGGUUUUAAAAACAAUAAUUGUUUUUAAAAUUCCUAACGUUUGUCUACCCUACCUAAAUCUAUUGGCUGGGGUAUAUUAGCUCAUGUCAUAUCAUCGGAGAUAUUGAUCCAGUUGGCUGAACUGGAAAUGGAGGCAGUGUUAAAGUCAGUGGAUCAUAAGUAUCUUAUAAUGCUUUUGUCUUUGCUCGGAUACUGAUGUUAGUUGGAACCAUCAUGGGAUAUGGUAGAGAUGAGCAAACUACAAUGCAAAUCGGGCCAGCCAUGAAAGGUCUCCAAUGGGGAAAAUUCAUGACCUAGUUUCUAGAACUGGUUUAUUUAUAGAAACUAGAUAAUAUGACGCCUGUAGAGCUUGUUAACAUAUCUCAUGUUGCUUCAGUUCAGAGUUUGUUUAUCAGUAAUAGAAAUUAGGUUUGCUAUGAGAUGAGAGGCUUACAGUAUGCACAGUAUGGCUUGAACCAUAGCUGUAAGCGUAUUGAAACCAAAAAUUAAAGGACUGGAGUAGAACAUUGCAGUUCACAUGGAGUAAAAAUGGUGCCUGUCAUAUGCUUGGGAAGAAAGGGCAAAUAACUGUACUGCAGCCUCUGUGUCUAUUAGUUAAUAAAUAACUGUUUACUUAGCUACUUUUUUGCUGAGUUGCCCACUGGAAAUAAAUAUGAGGUAAUAGCUUUUUUUCCAGUCAACGAGCACAUAUUUUUUUCUGAUUAACACAUAACUGAUUCUUAAAUAUUAAGAUUGAAUCAAGUGAGUGUCCAUCUGGGUAUCCGUGUACACUGUUACCAUGUUGUUUGCCCAAACUGCUGCACUAAAACAGUAUAAAUUUACUUAAACCAGCUGGGUACUUGAACUAAUUUUGGUAUUGGAUUUGCAUGGUUGCUGCUUGGCCUUUCUGAUGGUAACAAUAACUGGAUGCAAGUAAACCAAUUUGUUAACCUGUUUUUAAGAAAAAUGACAGUCACCAUUUUUGUUCCUUGUUAGUAACUACAUUAAUCUCCUUUUCAAGACAUAAAGAUUGCAGUGUUGGUAGUGUUAUGUUACCAGACUGCAAAUUAAAUAAAUAUAGCUGCCUACCAAAUAUGGACAGCUAUUGAAGCUUGAACCAAAGUCAAUUUUACCUAGCUGCUGUACCAAUGACAUUGUUUGCAUGAGUGCAGUUAAUAGGCAUCAGUAAUUUAGUUGCUACAUUUAAAAGGUAGUUACUAUCUUGUACUUUUUAAUGUCAUUUUUCAGGUAAAAGGAUCUCUAAACAAGAAUUUUAUGUUGCAGAGUUGUAACCAUUUUGUCAAGAGUCUGGUGCAACUAAUUUUCAUUGGGCAAAUCAAAUUUACUAAUGUAGACUGGUGUUGUAUUAUGGAUGUUAGGUUUCAAGAUGUACACUUUCUAUGAGUGCUAAAGUAUACAGAAUCGAUCUUGUGAGAAAUUAUACUGGUGUCUUUAAGAUGUGCUGCUGCAAUGCUUGUUUUCUGUUGAUCUACUAUUUUGACUGGAAGUAGUCAAUCAAAAUUUUAGGCAAAUAUUUCUGUCUUUAUAGUAGAUUAUGGGCUUUGGACCAGUGUGUUUGGAGCACAUAGGCAAACAUAAACUAAAAUACCUUACUCCUUUGACAGAUUCAUUCAGUUCUUUUGGGUCUUUUAAUGGUAUGAAAUAACUACCCAGUUUUUAUUAUUAUCUCCCAUUGUGCAAUGUUGUAACGAUACAAAAAAUGCAAAAAUGUGCAUACUAUCUUGCACCUGGAAGGAGUGAAUGGUACAUCAAAAAUACAAACUAUGCAAUGAAAGUUUUUUUAAGAUGGACCCCAACCCCCUCCCCCUCACAAUCACAGGCGCACGCACAUAUCAUUUUCAAUAAUCAAUUGAAUUAAUGCUUAACGCCAAAUUGCCCUUUCCACAAAAACAUGAUAUGUAUUGGGAAAAUAAAAUUCACAUAAAAAUUGAUGCUGAAUAUUCAUUUAAAAGUGAAGUACAAUUGUCAAGUUGAUCUGUGUUGCAUAUCCACCAGGUAGCAUAGCUAGGGACUUGUAAACAAAUUGGUUUUCCACUUUAAGAAUGAUUUAUGUGGGAAAAAAGUUGGACAGGCUAGUUUCAACAGUUUAGAUUGGUGGUGUUGAAACUACUUUGGUAUAUUUUGGGGAUAGCACUGCAUAAUGCUUUAAGUAGUGUUUGAUUUAAAGACAAAAUGUUAAAACUGUUAAAUUGGAGCCCAAGUAAUUCAGAAGCAGGAAAUAUACCAAUCAAUUUUAUUGAUUGAAUUGAAGAUAAUUUUAUUUAUUAGAGGUAAAAUUGAUAAGGGUUUAUUAAUUUCCCAAUUAAGGUUAGAAAAUGUUGACAUUGACUUUUCACUUAAUUUGAUGUAAACAAAUUUAUUGAAAUAAUAGGAUGGAAAAUAAACAUAACUGAAGAAAGCUAUUUCAUUUCUAAGAGCAGAUAACCAGUUGAUAAAGGUAAUAUAUGGAAUGAUGAAAUUCUCCCAUAGCUUUUUACUUUGCAGUUAACUUUUAAAACCAGCUGAGACACAUUUCUGAAACUGAAUGGUAUUGUACAGUAAAAUUCAACAGUUAAAAUAGGUGUUUUAUUUAGAAACCAAUUAAUUCAGUAGCAGGCCAAUUUGUAAUUCAUUUGAUCCAGCUAAAUAAAAUUUAAUUUCUUUCAGUUUGAUAAAUAUUUAAAUUAAAAGUUGCUAAUUAAGAUGAGAUGAGGUUUGUGUUAAAUCCAAAAGUAUUAGUUACAUUUUGAAAAUUUUUGCUGAUUGUUUUUCCCUUCCAUGAAAAUAUUUUAUUUCAAAUUGCAUUGUAUGUUAGAAUCAUAGAAUUGUUAUAGCAAAUUCAGGAUUUAUAGUGAUUCUAUAAUUCCUUGCAUUAGGACUUUAAAACAAGAAGACACAAUUUUUUGAUGUUAAAGAGCUAACUUUUCAAAUUAAAUAAAGCAAAAUUCCUUAAUCAGAUAGAAAUAAAUUCUUAAUUUCCAUAUACUGUAUUUCAGAAGGAUUACCAAAUUGACGUUUUUAUAAGCAAAUGCUACUCAUCUUCCUCAGGUAGUAGAGCUAAGACUAGAUAUGUAUUACCAUGUUUGCUAAAUUUUCACUGAAGAUGCGUCAAAAGUUUAUAAAGUGAUCUAGACUAUAUGAGACUUUUAUACCUGACCUAUGGCUCCUGCAUCCCAGGGAUACAUUAUUUUCUGUAUAUUCUCUAUAUGCUGCUUGGAUUUCAAUUUUAAUUACACAAAUUGAAAUCAAUAUGCACAGAUAUCUGGCAUAUUUAUAGAGUUUAUCUUUAAUGUUCCUUAUUCACUUACUUUUGGAUCUAGCAUCACUGUCAUUUAUUGCCCAUCAUAAUAGUUUCUUAUGAAAAAGGUAGAAACCUACCUUCAACAGAAUGGCUUGCUAAGUCACUUUUGAGUGAAUUUAAAAGUGAACUACAUAGGGUGGUCCUGGAGUUAAGGAUUGUGUUUUUCUACCCUGAUGGAUGUUAGUAAACCAGAUGAGUUAUUAUGACACUGAUAAUGUUCAUCAUUACUAAGAGUAAUUAUUGUUUUUCCAAAUUCCAGAGUAAUCAAAAUUUAAAUUUUGUUUUUGGCCAAUUGCUUGACUUUAAAACUAUAUUUUAUUGUGUACAUGUACACUUGAUGAAGCCGAAUAAUUUUGAUGUACAAAUUAACACACGCAGGUAUACCUCAUUUUAAGCAUUAGUUUGAGUCAUAGUUAUAGAGACUUUGUUUAGUUUAAUUCAUAAAGCAUGAUCGUGUUUUAACUACCAUUAUCAGCUAAUAUCUAAUGAUUCUGUGAGAGAUGUCCAAAAAUUUAACUAGGUUUAAGCUAUUCUGAUUUGUUAUACCCUUGAUCUGAAAUGUCUUUGUCAUGAAAUUGCAUUAUUUGUUCCUUUAGAUAUGGUGUACUGUUUUGUUUGACAUUUCAUACCCUUUCUUUUAAAUUCUCAUUUAAGGGAUGCAACCAAGGUAUCAAAAGCUAUGCACCAUAUUCAGAUUUUAGUGAGAAUCCACAUCAAAAUAAGGACUUAUAUCCUACAGGCAUCUAAUAUUUGUUUAUAAGCACUGGUUAAAUCUUAGCAUUCAUUCCAGCAGUGAAAAUGGCAGUAUAAUUUUUACAGAUUAAUUCAUAUAGUGUAUAUUCCCCCUUUCUUUCCUGUUGCCUUUUAUGAAACAAAAAAAUAUUUUAAUUAAUUGUAGAACUGAAUUCGCAUUUAUAGUAGUAUGUCACUAAUCCAAAUAUGAAGCACCACUCUCCCAAGUUAUUAAAUGUAUAGAAUCCAUUUUAAUUUGUCUGCUUGUCUCCCAUGCAUAAAAGAUAUAAAUUGUUUUACAAUAUUGUAUUUAAUUCAUAGAACACUACAGAACAUUGCCGCUCUUUUGCUCUCAUUGGCUCAUUAAAAGACUUUUGCAAUUGGUUCCACUUCACUGAUGUCCAAAGCCCUGAAUAUUUUAUAUGUCUAUUAAAUUGCUUCUAAAGAUUAGUUUAUUGAUAAAUUGAUUUUUUUAAAUUUAUUUCCCUUUGGCUAUUUUGCUAAUUAUCAAAUCUCUGCCCUUUCUAGGUGUUUUCAAAUGUUACUGGAAUGAGUUGUUGGUUGUUGUUGGAAGGUUUAUCUUGGUUGAAUACAGUGAGCACUAUAUUUUGGAGUUCUGUUUGUCAUUUGAAAGAAGGAAACUGCUAUUCCACAUAUUAUAAUUAGAUCUGUGUUGAACUUUGGAGAGCUGUCAUAAACGUACUGAUGCAGUUGUCCCGUUUGAAAGCUGUAAGGCACUAAGCGGUUCUUGUGUAAAUGAUGGAUGGGGCUCUAAAGUUAACUAAUACAUUGCCAUCUUUUAAGUGAACCAGCUUGGAGGGCUAGGAGAAGUUCCAUAAAGAUACUUUACUAAUGUUACCCAGUAUAUCAUGAUCUUUUUUAAAUCCAGUAAAAUGCUGGCUUUAAGAUAUUUGUGCAAACAUUAUCAUUAGGAAAUAAGAUGUACCUUCCACCCUUCCACUCUGUAAAUAGAAUGUGAGCAUAAUUUUUCAUCAUUGCAAUCUUUCUAUGAAGAAAAUAAAUACCUCAGCAUUGCUUAGCAAUUACAAGCUUGCUUUGCAAACACAAAAUCUAUUCCUGAUUAAUAUGAUUGUAGAGUUAGAGAUUAGUAUGAGUUUUUGGGUGAUGUUCUGUACUUAAAAUAUUUAUGGAUUUGGUUUCUCUCUUUAAAGUUAAUCUUCAUAACUAACAAAAGAAAUUAUAUGUGAUUCUAUUUGCCAAAGCAAACACCGCCUUUUAAUCUCUAUUAAAUUGUGGCCUAAGUUUUAGUAUGCCUCAUCUCACAGUUUUUAAACUAGUUAAAAUUUAUAUCGUACAUUUUUUAAACAAUGUCAAACCGCUUAUUUUCCACUGGCCUUUUGUCAGAGAAAUCUUCAAUGCUAGGAGAGGGUUCCACAAUAUAAAAGGCAUUUUCUAAACAAUAAGUGGGGGCGGGGGGGGGAAUGUUUUAUCUGUGUUGUAUAUCGGAUAUAGUGUUUGUCAUAUUCAAUAGUUGAGCAAGUUUUUAACUUUUUAUUAUUGAUGAUAACAAACUAAACAAUUCAGUAUAGACCAAAAAUAUAUCCUGCUCCUUGCACCUGCUUAACUGAUCAAAGAAUAGUUGUGUGGAUGUGUGACUAUGGCAUUUGAUCCAGGCUUUUGAUUUGUGCUUUAGAGUAAAUGAUGCUUAAUACUUUAACUACCCUUACUUUCAUUUUUGCAUCCAGUUGGUGGAAUGAGAAUCUGUGUCAAUUUCUUUACUUAUCUCAAAAUAACAAACUGGAUUAUCAACAGGAAUUUUAAAUCUGUUUAAUUCAGGAGUUGCUUUGAAUCAUCUGGCAUGAGUUUAACUAAAAUGUUUUAAAAAAAACAUAUUAGGGGUGUGCAGUAAUCUUCAUACAUGAGAAGUUAGAAAUUCCUUGUAAUUGAAUAUCUGGUGAUUGAAGAAAUUUUGUCCUUCUAACUUAUGCAAACAUUUUGGGCUAUAAUUAAUAAUACUAAUUUUAGCUUUCCAGUCUACAAAAAAUGAAGAUUCUGGUUAGUCAUUAAAGAACCAUCUACAUUUUGGAUAUUAUAAUUUACAUUUCAACAGCAUGAAAACAGUAUUUUUGAAUGCACACCCUUAAAUAUUCACUUUCAGAAAUGGCUAGCAGUGGUUGCUUGUUUAUUCUAAAUAUUGAUAUGAAAAGUGCUAUAAACAUGUUUCAUAUCAAUAUUUAGAACUAUCAUUGAACUGGACGGUACUUCUAAGAGAUAAUAGUGUUGUCUUGCGAGAACUUUUGAGCCCUGUGAAGAAAAGGUACGAUUUUAGUAUCAUAACAUAGAGCAGGAGUUUAGUAUUGAUACUAUUGUAUAAAAUUGGUAAGUGUUUAUGUUCACUGUGCAUAUUGCAUUGAAAACCCAAGAUGAGCAUUACAUUACUCCAUACUAAAAUUGAGGUAUCAAGUAAUAACAAAUGGCUUAGUUGUCGUAUUCUGCAGAAUUGGGAUGGACAAAAAGUUUGGAGCCCAGCAGACCUCUUCAAUAAUGUUUACAAUUAAAAGCAUUUUUAAAAAUCUUUAUUCACUUUAAAAAUAAUCCAUAAAAAUGGCAAAAUGCUACUAUUUUUCUAUUUUCAAUUCUCAUUGAAAGAGGGAGAAACAAGCUGCUGGAAUAGUCUUGCCAUCCUUUUGCGUAGCUGAGAUGCAAUUCUUUUUCAGGCUGUCAUGUUUGCAUUGGAGUUGGGCAAGUUUUUCUGCAAAAUUAUACGUCAAAAGAUACUUUAUAGAUUUAUUUGCUGACUUACAAUCUAUAAUUACCAUAAAAAUAUUUCAUAAAUUGAUUAUUUCAACACUCCUCUUUCCCUCCUCCAUAAACUUGGAGAGUGUUAAUUGUUGCUGAAGAUGAUUUUGAAAAGGGAAAAUCUCUAUUCCUAUGUGAACAAACAGUGGUGUAUUUAAGUUUGAAAAUCAAUUCAUUAGCAUUGACAUUUGGGAAUUCUUUUAUCUGUGGCAUCCAGACUUUUCCAAAGCACUUUUUCUGGCUCCCAGCUUUCAAACUUAAAAAUUCUAAAUCUCUUGCUCAUCCCUAAUAAACUUUAAAAAAAAUAUUAGCCAGUUCUACAUUACCUAUAUGAAAAGCCCAAUGAAAAUGUUGCAGCUGACUCAGAUUUAAGGAAGCUUGUCUAUUUUAACUUUAUUAUGCUUUCUUUGAUAUGCCCUCUGAGGAAGAAUGUUUGAUUCAUGGCUUGAAAUGCUACAGAGGUUGCGUAAUCACAUAGUUUUAUUUUUUCUUCAGUUCGUCUGUUACUCUUUUGAGCAUAAUAGGACUUGAAACAAACAUCGCUAUUUAAUGCCUAUAUUUAAACAUUUUCUUCAGUUACAUGGGAUUACAGUUUAUAAUUGAUCAAACUUUUCAACAAAUUAUUUAUGGAUAAUCUAAUAUAGGCAUGUGUGAUGAUUUUGUGAUGAUUGCUAUCAGGAGUGGUGCCUUUAAACUCGCUGUUUCCUUUCUUCCCUCCUGUUUUCUACUUGGAAAAUCUCAAAGAAAGCAAAAUAAAAUUGUGAGCUUUAAAUUGGUAUAUACACACAGCUUCAUUAAUAGUAUUAAAAUCCAUGCUAUGAAUCAAUGAGGAUGGUAGGAAAACCAGUUUAGUUGUUCAGUGUUUAAAUAUUUAAAAUUCAUUGAAGUAGCAAUAAACUAAAUUAAUAAUUCUGAAAGUACAGAUGGUUGGAUACUUUGAGUUUUACAUACAACAUGAAAAUGACCAACAAAUAUGAAGGUAGAAUUGAUUCUCAUUUUAGUGACUGGUUAUGUAAAGAGCUCAACAGUCUUGGAAAAUGAUGUAAAGAGAAGUUUUGAUAUAUCCAUUUCAGUUAUAUCAGAGCAUUUGGAACAAAAGUAUGCACCAAGUUGUAUAGUAAAUUAAUAAAUGAAGACAAUAUGAGGAAGAAAAUGAAAUUCUUUAUCAAUUAAUAACCCUGAUUUAUAAUACCAGGCAGGUGUGUGCAGUUAACAUCAUGUGAUCUGACCAUUGGUUAUACCCAAUUUCUAAUUUACAUGAGGACAAUCAGUUAUUUUUCUGUAAUUAUCAAAGUUUGAUCUGCUACAGAAAUUAUUGGUUAAUAUUUUAAUAUUGGAUUAAUAGACCAUAAUUAUUAAAAUACAGUAGUUUAACUAUUAUUGAUGUUAAUUACCUGAGGAUAGAAAUCUUAUACAAGAUAACAUAUUAGAUAUCCACUGAUUUUUCUUUUGAGUAUUUUGGAACACACUUUUAAAAAUAUUGCUGUACAAUCCAGUCAGCAGUUAUUAAUGUUAUAAUUGCAGUUCUCUGAGAAGUUUAAGGCAUCCAAAAUCUGUAGUUUCAGUAAUUACACAAGGGAUUGUUGCAUGAUGUGUAGUAGUGGAAAAACAGAUAGUGGGGGGGAAAAGAAAAAAUAUCCUUGCUAUGGGGAUUAACAGAAGGAAAAUUGUAUCAAAUUCAAUAUUUGAAUACCAUUUUAAAUAGAGGUUCUUGUAAGUUUCACUGCCCACUUAACUGGUAUGAUUAUUUCAUUUUUUUCCUCAGUUGCCUAAAUGAUAGUGUCACCAUUUAUCCUAGGUACAGGAGCUGUUGUAUACCUCAUUUCUAACUCGUGACUGAGUAUCUCACUUUAAUGUCCCACCACACCCAUCUGAUCAUGAUUUCCUACCCUCUAUCCCUUCUCCCACUCCCUCAGAGUGGCUGAACCUGCCACUGAUUAUAGUUUUGAAAAAAAAAUCUGACAUGUAUCAGCACUAGCAUGACAAGUGAAUAACAGUCAAAAUUGACAGUGUAAGUAUAGUUGAGCAUUUUUCAAUCCCUUAACUUUGUUACCUGCCCAUUGAUAUCUAUGCACACUUCUUUCCCACUGGAAUUUUAGCUAAGCUGCUCAUGUGCUAUAAUCUAUUGUUUUCAGUCACUGUACUAUGUUCCAGGUUGUUUCCACAACAACCUAGGUAAGUCAUAGACUAACUCACAAUUCUUAGCCAUGUAAAUUGGCUAGAUAUGAAGGCUGAUCACCACUUGACACAAGUGUCCCAGAUAUGAAUAAUACCUAAUAUUCAACAAGCAAAACUCUUGAGUUUGAGACGCACAGUUUGACUUGAUCAGGUGAAAAUGGAAUAUUGAUUUAGCUUGUUAAAGUUUUCCAUUAAAGAUUUAAAUCAACCAAACAUCAAUUGUUUAAGUUUGAUCUUUGAUUAUUGAAACUUUAAAUAACAAAGUUCCUGUGUAGAUCUCCCAAGGCCCCAUGUAAAUAAAAAAAUAUAUAUAAUUUACACUUGUUUACCACAAGUGUAAUCCCAAACUUGGUGCAUUUGUGUUCAUUGGAAAUAGAAUCUGUUUCCUUUGCUUAUUCUUUACAUUUCUCAUUUUGUAAUGAUUCUUAUCCUCAGCUCUGUCCCUCAGUGUUAUUUAAUUCCAAGUAGACAACUGCACAGAAGUGUUAGUGGGCAAAUACUGGCUGUAUAUCAAAAGACUGUUCAGUUUUGACAAUCUAAUAUCAAAUCAGGUAAAGGGUGAUGCUGCCCAUUGUUUAAAAAUACCCUGAUGAACAAUGAUCAUUCUGAAUGUAAAUGUUAGUGAUGGUCUUUCCUGCCAUGCUUAGUGCUUCUGUUACAUGACAGCAACCUUACAUUGUGCUGAUAAAACCAAAGACUUUAUUAAUGAUUGUAUGAACUAAUUUUUAAUGUCUUCAGUCCUAUACUAAUCUUAUUUCUAAAGUGUGAAUUGCUUACAGUAACUAAAGAACUGCAUAAAUUAAAGACAUCAACUUCAUUCUUUCUACCAAAAGCAGUAAAGGGCUGCUGAAGGUGGAGCGCCAUGUGCUCUUUGAUUGGUGAAAAGACUGGAGACUCCUGUGGUAGGAUUGGCUCUUCUGAGGGGCAUUUAUCCAUAUGGGCUGGGUAAUCUGGAUUUAUACACAUUGAGGUGCUCUUCAGAACUGACUGUAACUAGCUGGAUGCUGCCAAUUGAUUUUGAGAAAGAAAAAUAAAGAGUAAAAAAAGAUGUAGCUUGCGUAUAAAGGUUUCAUCUCCUUUUCAUUAUUACCACUGUGCAACUAUGCAUUGUAUUCCUCAACCUUGUGCUAGAGACUCUACUUUUUUGUGUAGAGAAGGGUUUUUUAUGUUGUGAGAUUUCUUUUGAGUACUAAUUUGGGGUUGUAGGAUCAUACAAGCUCUAUCCCAAAGGAAAAUACAAAUGUUAACAUGCGCCUAAUGCAGAUACCAAAGAUUUGUUUCUUCUUUGCAACCUUAAAAUUGUGUAUUAAAUGCAAUUACCCAGCAGGCAUUAGUCUAACCUCAGUAAUUCCAAAGCUUAGAUGUAUAUUUUGGUAUAUUUCUGGGAUAAAAUUGUUUUGUUUUUCGGUUGUCAAAUCCUUGUUUGUUUCAGUGUAUUGCUCUAUAAGUCAUGGCAUGAAAUGAUAAAUUGUCUUUCUUGGUAGCUUAAGAUAUAGUAUUUUUGUAUGUUUUGGGUGUGUUUUGUGUGUGAGAACAUAACUGUUUUUCACUGCCUAGUUGUUCAUAGUUUUAAAAUUGUACAUAUUAUCCAAUUUUGGACGUCCGCAGGCUUAUAUUCUUUAGAUGUGUUAUUUAUUGGGAGGUUUUUAAAGAAGUUUUUUCAAUAGGCAGUAUUCCUUCGAUAUUAAAAUGUAUAUCUACAUAAUAUCUUUGAAAGUUAAAGCAGUUUUAACAAAAUUACAGCUUGUUCACAAAAUAAUUUGGCAUUUUUGUAUGUAAAAAGAUGUGGGACUCCUAAAAUUUCUAUUUGGAAUAAUUUAAGUUAUGGUUUAUACAUGCCUACUGUUCAUAUGUAUUAAAAAUAAAAUCCUGGUAAAUAGGGGAAUGCAUUUUGUCUGUUCCAGCAUGGUUUUGCUCCUUUUCCUUUCCAACCUUUUUGGAUUUCUACUGCCACUGAGUCUCCUUCGAAGAAGUUAUACUAUUAUUUGUUGUGUAUAUUGUUCAAUAGAUGCCAAGUAGAUAGUCCGAAUUAAUUUAUGAUUCAAUAAUUCCAAGAGACCACAUCAUUGAUAUUUACAUUCCACUGGAAUGCACCUGAUGAUUCUAUCCAAUCACAAUUGAUAUUGAUUAAAUAAAGAAUUGUUGGAAAUAAAACUAGCUGAAAAUGAUAUGUAGAUAUAUUUUUCUUACUCUUUUACAUGGAUUCAAUGUACAAAUUUGGUUAAUUACCUAAAGGAAUACUGUUGUGAAUUAGUAAAUUUAAUAAUUUGCUCAUUAUGUCUGAAUGAAGAUGUGAAACAACUCAUCAAGUGUAACAAUAUGAUUUUUAGCUGCAUUGAACUAUUCCCACAUGUGCAUGGUUGUAUUUCUUGUAUGAUAAAAUUGCAGCACAGGAAACCUGCGGACGUCCCUGUAUCCAGUGCACCUUAAUGCAGUACUGCAGUUGAGUGUGUUCACAUAUACUACACCGAAGAUUUUUUAUGUAUAAGUAUCCAUGCAUAAAUUGUCAGACCUUUACCAGUGCAAAUGUUGCAAAAAAUAGCAAAUGUAUAGAAAUAGCUUCUUACUGUUGAGGAUUUUUUAGCUUUAAAUUGUCUGCAGUCAUUCCUUAAAAAUGUCCUUGGUUUGCUUUCUUUACAUGAGUUGCCUGUAAUGCUUUUACAUUUUUUACUGGUUGUUACUACCUACUUGGUAGGGCUGGAAUAACCAGACCUGUUGAAAAUAGCCCUAAGCUUCAAUUCAUUAUGUGCAACGUAAUGCUGAAUGAAACUUCUAAAAACGGCAUUGUAUCUGGCACAAGACACAAUUCACAUAAAUACUGAACAUUUUAACAAUAAAAAUAAAAAUUACAGCUAUAAAGGUAGUUAAAAUUGGUAUUAUUUUUGAAUUACCCUUAAAUCAGUUCAGUAUGUGAAUGCCAAAUAUUUAACCAAUUAUGGUAUAAACAAAUUAUUUACCAGACUGCUUCUUUCACCAAAUUAGCCCUUUUCUGAAAUGUUAAAAAGAUAUUGAAAAUAAUAUGCAAACAUUACAAUUCAUGAUUGUCAAAUAUUGCAAGAUCAAUUUUUCACUAAGGAUGAUUACUUUUUUGCAUUCCAGUUUUAUUGAUUUUUGUCAUUGACCAAUACAAUUUACAAGUGUCUUAUGAUAACAGAUUAAUUACUCAUACUGCAGUUGGUAUCUUUUUGGACUAGUCUGUUGGUAAUAAAGACAACUACCUGUGAUGUUCUUCUGGGUGAAAGGUGUAAAGCUUUUACACAAGCUCCAAAAAAUUAUCUUUGAUUGAAAACAUUUAGUCUUGAUGAUCUACAGUUGAUAUUUGCAACUAUUGUUACAUCUAAUUAAACUGCUGUCCUAGAUUCUAAAUAAAUGAACCAACCGUUCAUGAAUUCUUCGAAGUGUCUGAAAGUGCUGGCAGAGUACUGGCAAUUUAAACUUGAUGGAUUUUAAUUGAUGCUUAUUGGAGACUCGGUUUAAUUAUUUACACUUGAUAAAUAAUUAAGUCAUUUAGGGAAGGUUAUGGAAACUGAAUGACAAUGAAUUAAUAAAAUAAUGUGCCAAGCUAAUAUUUUCUAUAACAUUUGCUUCCACCUACCAAAUUUGCUUGGUUACAGACCCCAAUUCCAAAUUUAGUUCCUUUUUUUUAAAAAAAAAAGGAUUGUAAUUAAAACAAAGGACUCUCAUUUAAAAAAAAGAUUCAUAAUAGUCAUCCUGAUAGAUUUGGCUUUAUAAAUUAUUCCAAUUUUAGCAUACUUUUGGGUAAAUAUUUAAUCUGACUUGGCAUUAACAUUCUUUGGGAAGUACAGGUCAAAUUGGAAAUGCACCUAAUUCUCAUUCGUUCAUGAUAAUCAGGAGUUCUGGUUCUUUCAGAUUCUGGAGCUGACUGCCUCAUUGAAUAUCUGAUACUAUUAUGCUAAAGUGCUUGACCCCUGCACUUCUUAUUAUUUAAGCUAGCCCACAGAUCUAACUAUAUCCCCAUUCAUUUUAAAGUAAUGCUUUAAUGAUUUUUAAAUGUAUCUCAGUAGAAAAGCAAAGUUUGUUAAAUGAUGACAAAUAAAUAUGGAUCCCAAGAAAUUUUUGGACCGCUAAUAUUUAGCAGAUCUGACGUAACACUAAUAACUAGCAAAUUAAAUUUGUUAAAGCUUUCCAAAUUAGCACAUGAGUAAUUAAAGAUUAGUUGCGAUAUAGCAUCUUUACAACUAAAUAAUUGAGCACACCAUUGUACAGGUGCAAAACUAGCAGUGAUGCCAAAUCUAAAUUAAUUUGCAAUUAUCUGUUUUGAUGGUAACCAAUUUAAAAUGACGGAUUCAAAAUGUUUGGUGGAAGCAGUUUAUAAAAUUCAAAAAAGUGCAAAUAUGAAAAAGGAAAAGUCUAGCAGCCAUUUUACUCGUUAUCUUAAUGAGUUGUAGUCAUCAAGGUCCCUACAAAUUUCUCUUUUAAAGAUUAAUUUUAAUAAGAUUCAGAAUUGUUACAUCACAAGAUGGUAUAUCUUGCAUUACUAAUACUUCAGUUUCAGUUUAUUAUCAGCAUUUGCUGGCACUUAAAUGAAUGACAUAACUUCUAUGCAGAGUAGCAGUGAGGAAAUUUAAAAUUGAUUUAGCCCUUGAAAUUAGAAAUUUGAAUGACAUUUUGGAUAGCAUAAAGUAAUUCCAGUAACAAACUAGUAUGAAUACACAGUUUAUUAUAUUGUACAUUGACACAUUGCAACGGGCAUUAUUAUGAAGCAUUGAUUUGCAUAUUGCUGUGUACUGGUACAACCAUAUUAACUUUCAAUGUACAGUAUCACUCCAGCUCAAGAUAAACUUGAGUUAAAAAGAUUAAUCUUUGGGAAAUUGUAAGGACUAAAUUGUCAGGAUAUUAAAUUUUACGCUUUGACAAAUUUAGUUAUUUGAUGUCAUUUGGUGUUUUUUUUUAUUUCUGGUGCUAAACAUUCUGUUAAGUGUUUUAGCACUUUUCAUCAGUGAAAAUCAUAAAUAUGUAACCAUGCAUUUGUAGAUCUUCUCAGUUGUGUCUUAUAAGUUGUAUACUCAUCCUCUAACUUAUUUUUAUAAUUUUAACUGGAACCACUGAAUUGAAUCUCAAUGCUAGGGGCAGGGGACACAGGGUCGAUGGUGCUUAAGUCUACUACUGAUGACUUUGGAAAAUAAUUUUACAAAGAAGGGACUUCUGAGAGAAAUUAUUCUUUAGGAGAUCUACACUGAAUAAUUGCUUAUUUAAUAUCAGUGUAAACAUUGAAGCAGUUAUUGUCUUUUGUCAGAAAAAUGAUGUUUCCUCCUACACUUAAAACUUGAGGCAUAUCAUUAAUAAAGUAUCUAUUUGUGGAAUUUAAUUAAAAUCAGUAUCUCGUGAAUGGAAAUAAAAAUAUAGUUGUUUAUGGUAAAUAGUAUUAAAAGUUGGACAAAUAACUUAGUUGGAAAU
Messenger RNA from Hypanus sabinus (Atlantic stingray), 17468 nucleotides. It is a transcript of the gene pou2f1b, whose product is annotated as POU class 2 homeobox 1b. Lineage: Eukaryota; Metazoa; Chordata; Chondrichthyes; Myliobatiformes; Dasyatidae. The transcript has 18 exons. Gene Ontology annotation, cellular component: nucleus. The record is from RefSeq and is a predicted model, not a curated record. Gene Ontology annotation, molecular function: RNA polymerase II cis-regulatory region sequence-specific DNA binding; DNA-binding transcription factor activity, RNA polymerase II-specific. Bases 140 to 2479 code for a protein of 779 amino acids. Gene Ontology annotation, biological process: regulation of transcription by RNA polymerase II.